UUUGAAACCGACAGAUGGGAGUGACGAUAAUUAUAAUUCUAUAAUUAACGUUUGUCUUUGUAACCGUCCUUUUUCGUCUUAACAGUCGUCUCGAAAAUGGCGGGAGUCUUACACCCGUUCGAAUUUGCCGCCUAAACGAAAAGAAGCAACAGCUCUCUUUGCAAAGAGUCGUUCGAGCGAAUAUAUCGAUCGUGUCGCCUUUGGAUGUUAAGAAAAAAUUUUCUACCCCGGUUUCUCUCUUUAUUUCGUUAUAUUAUGUUCGGUUCGUUAUUAUUAUUUUUACUUCGUUCGUACUUCGUUUACAAAGCUGCGCUCUGAUUGGUCGACAGAGACGUUGGCUUUACAAUAAACACGGAACUACAUCGUAUAGACUAUAUAACAUAAAUAUGGCAACAACGUUGAAACUUAAUUUAUACGAGUACGGUUCUUCAUUUUAUAUCUCGUUACCGCUCUCCUCCUUUCUUCUUUAUUUCUCUAUUUAUUCUAAGUAAUCGCUUGAAAUAUAACGAGUAAUAUAAAAUUAACAUUAACUCUAUUACGACGAUCUCAUUUUUAUGUGAAACUAACAACAAUAAUAUACAUUAAUAAAGUCGGACCUCGAGAGAGAACCAUUUCUAACGUUACAUUAGUUUCAUUGUAAAAUCGUUGAGAGAAUAUUAACUCAAGUGUAAAAGAAAAUCGUCAAAUAGCAAUCGUUAUUGGUGGAUAUAAUUCAAGCGAUCUAGAUAGAGAGAUAAAAAUAAUAUAGAUUGUAGAAAAAUGGCAGUGCCAGCGGAGAGUAUUAUAGAUUCAAACCUUAAUGAUCCGGUAACAAAAGCCGUUGUUGACAAUAUAAUGGGUAAUUUGCCUACAAAAAAACCUCUCGUUCGUUGUGACGAUUGUGAUUUAUCCUUUACAAGCCAAGCAGUAUUAGAUACACAUUUACAAGGCGCACGUCAUGCCAAGCAGAUAAGGUCAAAAAAUAUAAUGGCGUCGCUUGAAGAAACUAAGGUAGCAUUUACAAAGGAUGCCGACACGAAUGGGCUAAAAUGUAAUGUAUGUAAUGUCUGUCUCAACUCGAUACAACAACUUCAAACGCAUUUAAAUGGAAGUCGACACAAGAAGAAAGCUAUGAGAGGUGGGUGGUUUGGAAAAGAAGUUGUCACGCAAGGUAGUUCGUUGGUUGCUCCUGCAAUCAACAUACAGGAUUCUGGUCCUAUGAAGGCAGUCUCACUGUCAUGCGAUAUAUGCAACAAAUUUUUCAACUCUCCUUCGCAAUAUAAUGUGCACAUGAAAUCCAAGAAGCACACUGGCAAAAUGAAGAGAGCUAAGACUCAAAAAAAGAAACGAUUUUCUCCAUAUUGGAAAAAACCGAAAUCUGAUACGAACUCAACCACCGUACAAUCUCUGUCAAAUAAUUUUGUACCAGGUGGUUUUACGAAUCAAACAUAGUGCUAAGGUUUCAUUUAUUCUUAAGAUUCUUUAUUUCAGAGUAUAUAUUAACACACUUCGUGUUGGUAUAUGUCUCUAACAUAAAAAGAAAAUAAUAAUAAAGAAAAACAAAAAAACACAAAAAAAAAACACAAAAAAAAAAAGAAAAAACUUGUAUUGCGUUAAUAUCCACGAAUCGAUCUAUGGCACUGAUAAAAUUAAGUAUGUGGUCCAUUUUAUAAUUGGUUAAGAAUCAAGAAAUAAUUUUACCAAUUAUAUAGUAUCUUAUUCGUCGAUUUAACGCAAAAGUUAAAGGAUCUGCGGGAUAGCAAAGAUGCUAAUCUGUGAUCUGAAAACUACAAACGAAAAAUUUUAUGUAAAAAAAGUUUAUUUAUAAAAAGAAAUGUGAAUAUCUAAAGUCUUGUGAAUAAUAGUUAUAUACUCAGCAAAUACAUAUAUGCCGUUAUUAAGUCUAGCCAAUGUUAUAAUAGUGUUAGUAAAACGAACUUGUAACAUUACAGUGUUUACCUGUCGUUAGAACGAUAACAUGAUACUCCUCUGUUAUUAUUGUAAGGACAGUUAGGCAUCUUCUAUAUGCUGUCGAACUUAUGAGUGUCAUAAUCACGUGUAUAUUCGUAUAUUUGUCGAUAGGGAAAAAGGAAAACAAAAUUAUUAUUAAUUUUCUUUAUAAUCGAUAUAUAUAUAUAUAUAUAUAAAAAAAAAAACAUACAUAUAUAAGAAAUAUAAAUUAAGCUAACAAAAUCUUCCAAUUUUCAUUAUUUAUAGUAUCGGCGUCUUAGUAAUAAAACAAUAAUAUGUGUUUGUUGGGUAUUAGCGAUUGUUCUUUAAAUGUACUACCAUGAUGUGUAUAUAAAAGUAAUGUUUAAGUAAGAAAAAGCACAGUUAGAGCGAAUGUAACAUGGUGGUACACGACGUAUGUACAGAAUCUAAUAAAGAUUCUGUCUCCUUUUA
Molecule: messenger RNA, 2382 nt
Organism: Vespula pensylvanica (western yellowjacket)
Lineage: Eukaryota; Metazoa; Arthropoda; Insecta; Hymenoptera; Vespidae
Product: zinc finger protein 385B-like
Exons: 6
Coding region: 760-1431 (223 amino acids)
Molecular function (GO): zinc ion binding; nucleic acid binding
Source: RefSeq, a predicted model, not a curated record